AUGGAUAUCCAAGCUGGGCCGGCUACGGAUAACCGGGGUCCUCGGAUCACAGCAAUAAUAGUUACACUAACGUCAAUAUCGAGCCUUUUUGUCAGCCUCCGACUUUAUACACGAGCCGUAAUCAAGAAAGCCCUAUACCCAGAAGAUUACGUUAUCGUCUUGGCCUUGCUCAUGUCAUGGGGCGAGGUCGGUUUCUAUAUUGCCGCGGUCCGGUACGGCCUAGGGCGACACAUGCGGGACUUGACACCCGAGGAAAGCCAAGACGCCCAGCAGUUGUGUAUUUUCGGCACCAUAUCGGGCAUUUUUGGACUUGGGCUGCCCAGAAUCGCCCUGGCCAUGAUGCUAAACCGCAUCCUGCUCGCCAAUUAUUGGACCUCGAUGGUCUCGUGGUUUUUAAGCAUUACGAGCAUGGUUAAUUUCACCGUCUCCAACCUUAUGAUCCUGUUCCAAUGCACCACACCCAAGCAGGCCGUGUGGGUCCACGAUCCGGAGGCCAAAUGUUUUAACGUUUGGCUGGCGGCUUGGCCAGCGCUUGUCGUCUUUAGACUGAAUAUGAACAGGACAAAGUCAAUCGGCUUAAGCUGUGUGUUGGGCCUUGGAACUGUCGCUUGCGGUGUCGCUGGAUAUAAAGCCACGCUGUUGCCACUUUUGGCAAAUCCAGACAUCCUUUACGAAAGUGAGGGCCUUGUGAUGUGGAAAGUCGCCGAGGCAACAGCCCUCCUUGUUGGCUCUUCCAUCCCAUUCCUAACCCCGAUAUGCCGUAUCUUCCUCAUGUGGUUCAAGGGGGUCAAAGCCCGCGCUGGGGAUUUCGACAUGGACUCAGUGCCCGACCUCGUCCACAAUCUAGGCCACGAACGCCGGCUGCACCGCCGGGGCGGGUACACCGGGUCCGGCAUCGUUUUGCGCCACGCGCCCAGGCAACGCCAUGGAUCAAUAUGACCGCUAACCCCGUUCAGAAUCGGCAACGCAGGCAGAAGUUGACAAAGGUUAAGCUAUGAGAGUGGCAUGAGCUUCGCAAGCGGAUGGUUUGGCCGCCUUUGGGCAAGUCGCUCUGGGAUUAAGUAAUUAUGAUGCUACGCUUGGGGGAUAGAACAGCUGAACCAAAUAUAUGCAAUUGUAUGCAAGGACAGAGCGCGCGAUAGUCAGCUCUCCUCAGCUUUCCUGAUCCUCUUUGUGGAAUUGGAGCCAUCGCCUGCUGUAGUCAAACUAGCUAUUCACCCUCAACCUCGCGAUAAUGUCGAUAGAAUGGCGUAUCACUGUCCUGGCAUCCAAAUUAUGCCUAGAUUUCCGGUUUCUUCCUGAUGGUAUAUGGUGGAAGAUGUCUUGCGCGCUGGUUCAAGCUUGGCGGGACUGGGCGACUCUGCCCGUCCUAAAACGUCCAGCGCCCAUCCCGACCCUUCAAUUACUAUCUCCGCAGAUGGGGGAAAUAG
Messenger RNA from Pyricularia grisea, 1430 nucleotides. RefSeq lists its product as uncharacterized. The record is from RefSeq and is a predicted model, not a curated record. The transcript has 5 exons. NCBI's taxonomy places the organism in Eukaryota, Fungi, Ascomycota, Sordariomycetes, Magnaporthales, Pyriculariaceae. The coding region runs from base 1 to 939 and encodes 312 amino acids.